AUAUAGUAACUGUGUUCAGACAUGGUGUUGGGAGUCCUGAUCGUAGCUUGUUGUGUGUUGUUCGCUGUGUGGAGACUGGUGAAGCCGAGGUCUCCAUCUCCUACCGUGGACCCUGAGAAAUUGGGGGCUGACUCAUCUCUGUCAUGCAUUACGUCGGCGAUAUGGUCCUGGUUGAAACCACGCAGUGUGAAGUCACCGACGAUGUACCCUGGAUGUCUGCCACUAAUAGGACACGGGUAUCAGUUAAUAGGAGACGAUAAACAUUUGUGGAAGCGCGAAAAAGAAUUUUACGACUUCUGUUUGCAGAACAAUGAUCUUAUUGAAGUACGAGUUGGAACUCAUUCAAUGUUCAUAUUAACAGAUCCAGAUGAUAGUCUAACAGUAGCAAAUAACUGUUUAGAUAAACCAUACAUCUACGGUUUUGGCCAUAACGUUUAUGGCAGGGGCCUUGUAACAGCAGAGGUCAAUAGGUGGAAAAUUCAUCGUAAGCUACUGAACCCAGCGUUCAAUCUGAAUGUGCUGCAGUCAUUUGUCGGAGAAUUCAACAGACAGGCGAAGCUACUAGUGUCUUCACUCGCCUCAGAAGCAGGGAAGGGACCUUUUGACAUUCGGCCAUACUUGAUCACCAAUGAAUUGAAAUCUGCUUACCGAACAGCAUUUGGAACAAAAGUUGAAAACAGUGAGACGCUUACAACUUACUCUCAUGCUACUGAAAAAAUAUUGACGCUAAUAUUAGAAAGGAUGCAGAAUAUCUGGUUACAUUUAUCCUUCAUCUACAAAAUGACGAAGUCCAGCAGAGAAAGUGAUAAACUGGCUAAAAUCAUGAAAGACAUAACGGAAUCGGUGAUAAAUAAUCGAAAAUCUCAAUUGAAAGCUGCUAAACAGUUCGAUAAAGUGGGGGAUUCAGCUACAGAAGACUUUGUGCCUUUAUUGGAUCGAAUGCUAGACCUGGCUGAUAAACAAAAUGCCUUCACCGAUGAUGAUAUCAGGGAACAUUUAGACACCAUAGUAGGAGCUGCUUACGAUACUACCGCAACUGCCGUAACGUUCAUUUUGGUAGUGAUUGGAUCACAUCCUGAUGUACAGGAAAAAAUGUAUCAAGAGCUACAAAAGGUGCUGGAUGAUGAAGAAAGGGAUAUAAACAAACAUGAUCUGCCAAAGCUCGUGUAUAUGGAAGCAGUGAUCAAAGAGACUUUGAGGUUAUAUUCCCCGGCUCCGAGAUUCGCUCGGACUUCUAAUACUGAUGUCAAGCUGAAGAACUAUACCCUACCAGCCAAUUCUACGUAUAUAAUAUCAGUGUACGGUCUUCAUCGUCAUGCGAUGUGGGGGCCGGACAAGGAUCAGUUCAUACCGGAACGGUGGUUGGACCCGGCACGGUUGCCCAAAAAUCCUAACUUUUUCGCUGCUUUUAGUUUGGGCAGACGCAACUGCAUCGGCAGAUUAUACGGCGUAAUGGCGAUCAAAACGACUCUGUCGUAUAUAUUACGACAUUUUCGUGUCUUCAGUGAUAUUGAGAAGUUGGAGACAGGAUGUGAUGUCCUCUUAAAACCAGUGGCUGGCCAUUUCAUAAGUUUAGAGUCAAGGGUGUAGGAUGAAAAAAUAAAAACAUACUAGAAUGAACUUUUACACGCAAUUAGAAGACAUGGACAUUGCAAUGAUAAUUUGAUCAGGGAUUCAAUUUUAAGGUCUUUGUAUCAAAGUAUAGAGGCUGCAAAAUAUCUCUGAAUAGUGAAUACGACAAAUAAAUUCAUUUAGCCUACGUAGACACUUUAUAAGAGGAUGUCCUUGUGUAAUGUAGAAUUAUAUAUUCCAAUAAAUAACUAUGUUGCUUUAAAGAUACGUUGUGAUGAAAA
Messenger RNA from Helicoverpa zea (corn earworm), 1853 nucleotides. RefSeq names its product cytochrome P450 4c21-like. NCBI's taxonomy places the organism in Eukaryota, Metazoa, Arthropoda, Insecta, Lepidoptera, Noctuidae. Gene Ontology annotation, molecular function: iron ion binding; monooxygenase activity; oxidoreductase activity, acting on paired donors, with incorporation or reduction of molecular oxygen. The transcript is spliced from 11 exons. The coding region runs from base 22 to 1590 and encodes 522 amino acids. The record is from RefSeq and is a predicted model, not a curated record.